AUGGUGGUCACCAUCAAUCAAACCAUUAUAUCCAACUUUUCAAGCUUUGGCAGUAAUUUUAAUGGCACUAUCCCAAAUAAGAAUCAAGUAGCUUACAUUGGGGACUUGGCUACCAGAUGGGGCUUGGCUGUGGUUCUUUUCAUCACCAUGGUGUCUCUUGGAUGCACACUGGAGAUCUCACAGAUCAAGAAGCAUUUUAUCAGACCCAAAGGGGUGGCGAUUGGACUUGUGGCUCAGUUCGGAAUAAUGCCCCUCACAGCCUUCAUUCUGGCAAAGCUGUUCCAGUUAGGUCCUAUGGAAAGUGUCACUGUUUUAAUUUGUGGGUGCUGCCCGGGAGGAAACCUCUCAAACAUCUUUACUCUGGCUCUCCAGGGGGACAUGAACCUCAGUAUUUUGAUGACUGCAUGUUCCACAGCACUGGCAUUGGGUAUGAUGCCUCUCCUGAUCUAUCUGUACUGCCAUGGUUUCUCACACUUGGAAAAUAUUGUUCCUUACAGUGGCAUCACUUCAGCUCUGAUGAUGAUCUUGGUGCCUUGCAGUAUUGGCAUCCUUAUCAAACAUCAUGCGCCACAAUAUUCCAAGAUAAUCACCACAGGUGGGUUGACUAUCAUGCUCCUCUCUUGUGUUAUCAUGGGCAUUCUGGGUGCUGUCAAUGACAGAGGCUCAGUUUUCAUUGUGACUUCUCCUCAACAAAUGGCCAUAGCUGCAUUGAUGCCACUGACUGGAUACAUAUGUGGAUAUAUCCUGUCGACUCUGUUCAAGAUGAAUGGAUUUUGCAGACGGACUAUUGCUAUGGAAGUAGGUUGUCAGAACAACGUGCUGUGUACCACAAUCCUGAAGGUGGCCUUUCCUUCUGAGCUCAUUGGUCAGCUAUAUCUCUUCCCCAUUGUCUACAUGUUGCUGCAGUCAGCUGAGGCCAUUAUCUUCAUAAUCCUGUUCAGAUGCUUUCAGAGACUAAAAUCUUCACAAAAAGAAACAAAAAUGUACACAGCAGAAGGAGAGGCCGAAGAAAUUAAUGGUGAUAUUUAAAGGGAACCUAUAUGGUGUUUCAGAAGUUGAAAUGGGCUUGAGGAAUUUGGGGCCAUAGUACAGUAUGGAUGCUGGGGCAAAAGAAAAGGAUUAAUUAAUAUAUACUGAGGCACAGCCUUAGUAAGGGAAGUUGCAUGCUAUUUUCUUUCUACAACAGAAAUGACAGCAUCAUGCAAAACAGUCUCAGUCUAGAAUAUAUGUUCUUAACCAUGUGUGUGUGCUUGCAAACCUUGCAAGCUUUCAGCAUUGUGAUGUACUUUUAUAACAGUUUUGGAUUUUGC
Xyrauchen texanus (razorback sucker) is the source of this 1310-nucleotide messenger RNA. Its product is annotated as hepatic sodium/bile acid cotransporter-like. The coding region runs from base 1 to 1029 and encodes 342 amino acids. The record is from RefSeq and is a predicted model, not a curated record. Gene Ontology annotation, molecular function: bile acid:sodium symporter activity. Gene Ontology annotation, cellular component: membrane. Gene Ontology annotation, biological process: bile acid and bile salt transport. NCBI's taxonomy places the organism in Eukaryota, Metazoa, Chordata, Actinopteri, Cypriniformes, Catostomidae. The transcript has 5 exons.